This is a messenger RNA of Herpailurus yagouaroundi (jaguarundi), 2724 nucleotides long. It is a transcript of the gene NOC3L, whose product is annotated as NOC3 like DNA replication regulator. The coding region runs from base 116 to 2518 and encodes 800 amino acids. The record is from RefSeq and is a predicted model, not a curated record. The transcript is spliced from 21 exons. Gene Ontology annotation, molecular function: chromatin binding. Gene Ontology annotation, biological process: DNA replication initiation. Lineage: Eukaryota; Metazoa; Chordata; Mammalia; Carnivora; Felidae. Gene Ontology annotation, cellular component: nucleolus.
AGCUUCCGCCUUGCGCAGUGUCGGGGUUUGGGCACGUGUGUUACUUUCUCGGGUUUUGUGGAUUACCUUUAUUCCCGGUGAAACUGCAGGGCCGGAACUCCCUUCAUAUUUAAGGAUGAAGGCGAGAAGAAAUAAAAAGCAGAUCCCAAGCUUUCGGAAGUUGCUGAAAACUAGUAAAGUGAAACUUGAAAACAAGCUAAAAAAUAAGCAAUUUAAACAACAAAGCACUCUCAAGAAGUACCGAAAAGAACAGAGGAAACUAAGGCAAGCUGUAAAAGAUGCUGUGUCUAAGAAACCGAUUCCACUGGAAGACCCAAGGGAAAAACAACCAGGUAAAAGGAUUGAGAGGGAAGAGGAGGAAGAAGAGGAAGCCCUUCCUUUAGAUAUGAUGGAUGAAGAUGACUUACAGUUAAUGAGAGACUUAGGACAAAGAGCAUCUUUUCUAACAAGAGAUCUUUCUUCUAGUGAACCUGUUCAUGUCAAGAAACGAAAGCAUGAGCGUAUUAUAGAAAAAUAUGAAAAAAUACCAAGAACUCUGCAAACUGCACCGGAGAAGGAACUGAUUCACUUGCUUCCUAUCAAGGAUAAAAGUGGUAUAAUCCCACAGACCAGGGAGAAGCCAGUUACUGACAAUAACCAAGAUGAAGAGGAUGAAGAAGAGAUGGAACUUGAGGAAGAGAUCAUUGAAGAUCCCAUUCGAGAACUGACAUUAGAAGAACAUUUAAUUGAGAGAAGGAAGAAACUACAGGAGAAGAAAAUGCAUAUUGCAGCCUUGGCGUCUGCCAUAUUAUCAGACCCAGAAAGUAAUAUUAAAAAAUUGAAAGAAUUACGUUCCAUGCUGAUGGAACAGGAUCCUGAUGUGGCUGUUACUGUUCGAAAAUUGGUGAUAGUUUCCCUGAUGGAGUUAUUUAAAGAUAUUACUCCUUCAUAUAAAAUACGACCCCUCACAGAGGCAGAGAAAUCUACCAAGAUUCGCAAAGAAACCCAAAAGUUAAGAGAAUUUGAAGAAGGCCUGGUUAGCCAAUAUAAAUUUUAUUUGGAAAAUCUGGAGCAAAUGAUUAAAGAUUGGAAGCAAAGGAAACUGAAGAAAAGUAAUGUAGUUUCCUUAAAGGCAUACAAAGGACUGGCAGAAGUGGCUGUGAAGAGCCUGUGCGAGCUGUUGGUGGCGCUGUCUCAUUUCAACUUUCACAACAACAUCAUUGUACUGAUUGUCCCUCUCAUGAAUGACGUGUCAAAAUCGAUAUCUGAAAUGUGUUGUGAGGCAGUAAAGAAACUGUUUAAACAAGAUAAAUUAGGCCAAGCUUCCCUUGGUGUAAUUAAAGUGAUUUCUGGUUUUGUGAAGGGCAGAAAUUAUGAAGUUAGACCAGAGAUGUUAAAAACAUUCUUGUGCUUAAGAAUCAAGGAAGUAGAAGUGAAAAAAGAUACAGAGGACAUUAAUAAACCAAAAAAGUUCAUGACUUUCAAGGAAAAGAGAAAAACUCUUUCAAGAAUGCAGAGAAAGUGGAAGAAAGCAGAAGAGAAAUUGGAGAGAGAGCUUCUAGAAGCAGAAGCUUCAGAGAGCACUGAGAAAAAACUUAAACUGCACACAGAGACUUUGAAUAUUGUGUUUGUAACCUACUUCAGAAUAUUGAAGAAGGCCCAGAGGUCACCUCUCCUGCCAGCAGUUCUAGAAGGUCUUGCCAAGUUUGCUCACCUUAUAAAUGUCGAGUUUUUUGAUGAUUUAUUAGUAGUACUGCAUACUCUCAUUGAAUCUGGUGACCUGAGCUAUCAAGAAAGCCUUCACUGUGUCCAGACUGCUUUUCAUAUUCUUUCUGGUCAAGGUGACGUUCUGAAUAUUGAUCCAAUGAAAUUCUAUACACAUCUAUAUAAAACACUGUUCAAGUUACAUGCAGGUGCUACCAACGAAGGUGUCGAGAUUGUACUCCAGUGCCUUGACGUCAUGCUAACUAAGCGCAGAAAGCAAGUUUCUCAGCAGAGAGCCCUUGCCUUCAUCAAGCGUCUUUGUACCCUCGCUCUUCAUGUUCUUCCAAAUUCAAGCAUUGGCAUUUUAGCAACUAACAGAAUAUUAAUGCAUACUUUCCCAAAAACAGAUUUGUUGCUUGACAAUGAAUCUCAGGGAAGUGGGGUUUUCCUUCCUGAACUGGAUGAACCUGAGUACUGUAACGCCCAGAACACGGCUCUUUGGGAAUUGCAUGCACUCCGGAGACAUUACCAUCCCAUUGUGCAGAGAUUUGCAGCUCACCUGAUCGCCGGAGCACCUUCUGAAGGCUCGGAAGCGCUCAAACCAGAGUUGAGCCGGAGAUCUGCUACAGAACUUUUUGAGACUUACAGCAUGGCUGCAAUGACAUUCAAUCCUCCUGUUCAGUCUUCAAGUUCCAAAAGGAAGGAUGAAGUUUUACAAGGGGAUGCAUUUUUGAAUGAAGAUUUAAAUCAACUAAUCAAAAGACAUUGCAGUGAAGUCGCUACUCACUUGCCUCUGGAUUUCAGCAGAUAUUCGACAACAUCACUGCGGAGGUAGAAGAGUGAAGUGUCCACGGGCUUUCUUGCAUAUUUGUGUUUGUUUAGAUGCACAUAGAGACAUAUUGUUAAUUUAGGACAUUCUCUUUACAUAAGGGAAGCUUCCUAAGAAAAUUAACAGAGGUGGAAGAGUUACCCUUUGCAUGGCACAGGGUUCUGCCCAGAUUCUGAAAAUGUCAUUAAGAAAGGAGAAUUGAGAGCCCCCUA